Molecule: messenger RNA, 1905 nt
Organism: Emericellopsis cladophorae
Lineage: Eukaryota; Fungi; Ascomycota; Sordariomycetes; Hypocreales; Bionectriaceae
Product: Exocyst complex protein-like protein
Exons: 2
Coding region: 1-1905 (634 amino acids)
Biological process (GO): exocytosis
Cellular component (GO): exocyst
Molecular function (GO): phosphatidylinositol-4,5-bisphosphate binding
Source: RefSeq, a predicted model, not a curated record
AUGGCUGUUGGACUUUCGACUGUUGGGAAUCCCGCGGUCGAUGAGGAGGCUCGGGCUGAAGUGGACGUUCUCAACUCACGUCUGGACAAAACUGCGCAGCUGACGAAGAAGAUCCAAGCCAGCCUCGGUCGACUGGAUGCGACCGGGCAAUGCGUGCGCGAUGUCGCCGGUCCUCUCAGCGUCGAAACCAAGCGUCUUCAAGUGCUUGGCAACAACAUCGAUGCCGUAUUGGCCGCUAUAGAGCGUUUGAGGCAGCCGACCGACAGUAAAAACAACGAGGAAGCCAUUAUUCGAUCUGGUCCAGAAAAUGCCGGCCUAUCUAAUUUUCUAGCCUCCAUCCAACGUCUCAAUGUGUCUCAUAGGGACAUGCAGGCAUCCAAUCUACGCGCCAACCAGGAGACUAUGGCGGAGCUAGGACGCCUCAUAAAGUCUGGGAAUAGUCAACUUGAGGGUCACUUCGACAAGCUGCUGCGGAUGGAGACGCCACGCUCGAUUGAGCCCCUACAUUUCGUGACCAAAGAUCAGCCAUUCCCUGUUUUGACUCGGGAUAACUUCGCUCAUCUCAGACUCAUCUAUUCACACCUUGCUGCCAACAAUCACCAAAGUGCGCAAGAAUCGUCUGUUGCCACAAUAUACAUUGAGAUCCGCGGUCCCUAUCUCGCAUCAUCGCUCUCGAAUCUGGCGGCAGCGAGUGUCAACACGGCGAAGAAGAAAACCCCACAGGCUGCGUACAAGCCAGGUACGAACGGCAUCGGGACGUAUGCGCAGGCUAUGGAAGGAAUAUUCGUGUCUGAAUACGAUAAUAUCUGUCAGAUUUUCGCUAGAGAUGAAUGGGGCAUGGUCUUCCAAGCUACGUGCCAGCCAGCGUUGACUGAGCUGGCUCGAACUCUGAGGGAGAUCAACAGCCACAUCAAAUCCCAUCUAGGGACUGACUGCUUUCUCGCGUAUGAGAUCACCGAAAUCAUGUCGAGUCUUUCGGGCAACCUUGAAACCCGGACUGGCGAGCUGAAGGGCGCACUUGCCGCUGCGCUCAAGCCAAUCCGAGAGACGGCCAAGAUUUCUCUAUCGGAGCUCAUUGAAGAUGCCAGAAGGAAAAUCAAUGGUUUGCAAACGCUCCCGGCCGAUGGUGCCUCGGCCCCAGUUGUGUCAGAAACACUGCGGCGCCUACAAGCCAUGGUCGAGUUCCUACGCCCAAUGUCUAGUAUCAUGGUGUCUAUUGGAGAUGGCGGUUGGAAAGGCCAAAGCUCUGCAAACAGCCGACCGUCGGACGCUAUCCCGAGUCUAGCAUCGUUCGAUGUAGGCGCGGACGGUCGGGAAAUUUUUGCACACUACUGCGCAGAUACCAUCGAUGUUCUGCUUUCCUCUUUGGAGCAAAAGGCACGUGUUUUGCACAAGAACAUCUCACUGGCCGGCGUCUUCCUCGCCAAUAGCGUGAUCAUCAUCGAACGAAUGAUCGUCGACUCUGACUUGUCGCCUCUGCUGGCGUCGAGGUCUGAGACGCUGGCGCAAUGGCGCAAGAAAUCAACAGCCAUGUACACAGACGUUUGCAAGAACCUCUCGGCCUGUCUAUUCGACACUAUCCACACCACGCGAACCAAUCGGCCGACGUCAGCCUCUGCGGACUCUGCUUCAGUCGUAAAGAAUCUCAGCAGUAAGGACAGAGACAAGAUCAAGGAGAAGUUCACUCAAUUCAACAGCGGCUUCGACGACAUGGUAUCGCGUCACAAGUCGUACAAUAUGGAGCGGGAAGUGCGCGCUCUAUUUGGUGAAGAUAUACGGCAGAAAUUGCAGCCGCUGUAUGAACGCUUCUGGGAUCGAUAUCACGAAAUUGAUAAAGGCAAGGGGAAGUAUGUCAAGCACGACAAAUCCCAGAUGGCUGCCAUCUUCACCAGUUUGGCAUCGUGA